AUGAUUAUUUCUUUCCUUUUUGCUAGGGUUCAAUCAGGUACUAGCACUAAAGGAAUAUUCUCAAAAGUUUUUGAUGAUAAAAUAAUUGUUGUUAAUGCAAGUGGAUCAUCAAAACAAUAUGUAAAUGGAUCAAAAGCAUUAGCAAAGCCAGAAUAUGCAAUUUAUCCAUGGGAUAAAGACUAUGAUUGGUGUUCAAAUUGUGGACGUUCUAAUGAUGAUCAUCCAUGGAUUGCUUUUUCAUUAGACAAGAGAAAGAUUAAAUUUAACGGAUACUUUGUUCGUGUUGGCUGCUGCUAUGAUGCAAAUAGAUGCUGCUGUGAAGAUGAACAUUAUAAUUACUGUAUUGACUGCUGUUUAUACAGCUGGUCCUUACAAAUUUCUGAUGACAAUAAAGAAUGGAAAGAAGUCCAUAAAAUCGAAAGAGAUAAUGAAAUGCGCUAUUGCAAAGAGAAAAGUUACGAUUUAGACAAAACAUAUGAAACGAAAUACGUCAGAUUAAUUCAAAACGAAGCUUGUCCAGGGGAUCCACCUUGCAUUGCUCUUAACAAGUUUGAAUUGUUCGGUGAUGUCAUUCCAGAUGGUGGAGAAGAUGAAAACUUCGUUUCAUAUCACGACGAUGACGAUGAUGUAAGUAUUAUAGGCCAUAUCUCUAAAAACGGAAAUGUUAAGAUCAUAUUGUUGUAA
Trichomonas vaginalis G3 is the source of this 684-nucleotide messenger RNA. RefSeq lists its product as uncharacterized. The transcript has a single exon. The record is from RefSeq and is a predicted model, not a curated record. The coding region runs from base 1 to 684 and encodes 227 amino acids. Lineage: Eukaryota; Parabasalia; Trichomonadida; Trichomonadidae.